UGCGGGCGGAGCGGCAGCGCCAUGGCCGGCGCCUGGGCCGGCUUCUCGCAGGAGGAGCUGCGGCGGCUGCGGGGGCAGCGCCCAGAUUUGUACGAGCCCUCACCACCACAGCAGCAGCAGCAGCAGCAGCAGCAGCCUCGCCCCCAGGCUGUGCCCAAGACUCGGAAGCAAUUGCAAAGGGAAAAAGCCCUCCAGCAGCAAAGCCAGAGGCUGGGGCUGCAGGGAGGAGCAGCCUCUGUCACUCCAGAGCAGCUGCUUUCUGCUCCACAAGCCAAACCUUGUCACCCCCAGCAGCCCGGGCCAGCACCUGGGGAUCAGAGGCAAAGGGACAGCCAAGAGCAGCAGGAGGGAGUGACACCGGCAGAGUCUUGUAAUGGCAGGGACAGUGCCCAGCCCCGCCCUGCAAAGCCCAACAGCCAAGUGGAGAGAAAGAAAGUGGAAUUGCAGGAAAAAUCCCGAUGGGAAAUCCUCCAGCAGGAGCAGCGGCUGAUAGAAGAGAAGAACAAACGCAAGAAGGCACUCCUGGCCAGAGCCAUUGCUGAGAGAUCCAAAAGAACUCAGGCUGAAACAGUGAAACUGAAGAGGAUUCAGAAGGAGCUGCAGGCUCUGGAUGACAUGGUGUCUGCUGACAUCGGGAUCCUGAGGAACCGCAUCGACCAGGCCAGCCUGGACUACUCCUACGCCCGGAAGCGCUAUGACAAGGCCGAGUCCGAGUAUGUGGCAGCCAAGCUGGACCUGCAGCACAAGACAGAGAUCAAGGAGCACCUCACGGAGCACCUUUGCACCAUCAUCCAGCAGAAUGAGCUCCGCAAGGCCAGGAAGCUGGAGGAGUUAAUGCAGCAGCUGGAUGUGGAGGCAGAUGAGGAAAAUCUGGAGCUCGAGAUCGAGGUGGAACAGAUGCUGCAGCAACAGGAGGCAGAAGCAGGGAAACAAUCCAGCCAGGCACAGAGCCACCAUGCUGGGACAGCCCAGGAGAACCCUGCUCCCAGUGGUGUGCAGGAGAGCCAGCAGGCCAACCAUGCUGCUGCUGCUUCUCCUGCAGUUUCUGAACACUCCCAAAACCCCAGGACCAAAGCCCUCUCCAACUUGGACAGCCAAACUCAGGCAGUAGAUGUGACUUCAGGAAGCUCCUCAGCUUGUUCUGCCACAUGACUGCUGGGUGCAGAUAAGCCAGUGGUUAUGGAUGAGGUACUCUCUGCAGGCUUGUGGCUGUGUGUUGUAUCUUGCCUUCAGCAGUGCCAGUAAUAUGCACUUCAUUUCUCUUUUCCUUUUUACUGUUUUCAGACUUUCCACAAGACACAUUUAGCAUUCAUCACCUGUCAUUGUUCUGGUGUACGUUCAUGUUCUACUGCCCAGCUCUUCAUGGGUUUUUGUAUGUUCCUGAAACAGGACACUUGGAAGUGAACAGUAGGGUUUGUCCAAAGAUUUUCAGCUUUUUGAUACCCACAGAUGCCUGUUCUGAGCAGUGUGUAAGAGAAAGAUACCUACAGGAGAAAACCUGGAUCUGCUUCAGAACACAUUCUGACAACUGCAAUAGGAUGUUUUUCUUCUUCUGUACCCAUAAGGGAUUAUUUUCCAGCGGUUUAUCCUGCUGUCAAACCCAAGUGCUUACAUUAACUGCCUUCAUGGGGUUACUAUUUGCUGAUUUAAGGGAAAUUUGCAUAUUGAGGGAAACUGCAAAGACAGUUGUAAUACCUCAUAUUUAUCACUUCCUUUGAGACAAUGCUGAAUCAUGAAGCUGUACAUUGAUAACACUAUUAGCUAUGACAUCUCAGUUGCUAGGGCUUAACAAAAAUGAUGGGUUACAGUUUAAGACAUUGCAGAUUGUAGAAGUAGAAACACACAAAAGAGUGUGUAACAUUUAAAGCUGUUUAAUUGCAGAGAUUUUUCUCUGUUGUAGUUGCCUCAAAGUGCCAAUAAUUAGCCAUAAUUAGCCAAUAAUUCAUUUUGUAAUGAAUAAUCCCCACAGUAUAUUAUAAAUAAGCCUAUUUUUGUAGAACAUCUAAUGCAUUUUCUUGCCUGAAGAGCAGGUUAGUACCCCAAAGAAGUUCAGCUGAUUUGCUCUAUUGCUGUUGGAAUGCUUUAAAAAGCUAUUCCAGGUGGAGAAAGCCUCAGGAAUUAAAAGAGAACAUAGGAAAAUCUCCCAUAGAUUGAUUGCAGCUGCAAACUCUGCACUGACAGUUAACCUCUUGGUACCAGGGAAGUGUGGGAAUGGUUCCUGGAACACCUGACCUGGAUGUGUUGGGUGUGAGUUUAUGAAUGAGUUGCUGAAUGAUGCCACCAAGUCUAUAAAUGGGACAGUGAUUGUCUCUAUGGCUUGAACAGUGGAAAAACAUGUCACUACAUUUCAGUUUUAUUCUAUUAAUAAAUCAGUGCAUCUUGUA
Messenger RNA from Lonchura striata (white-rumped munia), 2384 nucleotides. It is a transcript of the gene GORAB, whose product is annotated as golgin, RAB6 interacting. Gene Ontology annotation, biological process: non-motile cilium assembly. Lineage: Eukaryota; Metazoa; Chordata; Aves; Passeriformes; Estrildidae. The record is from RefSeq and is a predicted model, not a curated record.